This is a messenger RNA of Coffea arabica (coffee), 2936 nucleotides long. The record is from RefSeq and is a predicted model, not a curated record. NCBI's taxonomy places the organism in Eukaryota, Viridiplantae, Streptophyta, Magnoliopsida, Gentianales, Rubiaceae.
AUCAAACAGACAGUAGUUAAAUUAAACCCCUAAACUUUUAUCUGAAUUCCCCCAAAAUGUUGAAGAAUCCCCGGCCCAUCAAUCACCCCCAGCCCAUGUUGAGAAACACUCCAAAAGGAUAGAGAAACAAGUGGUGGUGGCCGGUGGGAAUGGGAUUACCAAAAAGUCAGGCUGUAGUGUUUUGCCGCUGUCCCCUUUCUCCUUCAGCUGAUACCAUCAAAUGCUUCCAACCAUAUAUAUUGUAAACUCUCCACUUCUCUCACUUCACUCUCUUCCUUCCUUGCACCCCUCCAACCCUCUCUCUCUCUCUCUUGCCGGAGGAGAUUCAGACUUGUAAAAUUUUUCCCCUUCGUCAAAUCAUUAUUAAGUUUUCUUGGACUCCCUAUAUCUCUACCUUUGUUUGGAAGUGGAAGAUUCAAGGAGAAAGGAGGUGCCCCACAAGCUUGAAACUUGAAAUCCAUCUCUGUUGAUUAGUCGUCCCCUGAUCUGAGGUUAAAAAUUAUAUCCUUCAGUGAUGAGAUCAAUAUUGCAAAUUCGCAUUCCAUGUACAAGGGAUGAAGACGAAUUUUAUGCAGUAUCUCGUAGCCAUUAUUUAUGCUGAGCUAAAUUGCAGGCAUUGUUCAGACCAAGGUGUUCUGCUCAAUCAGCACAAUGGCAGCCACGUUGGUCAAGCAGAAUAAGUUGAAGAAGACUAUGUCAAAAAAACCACAUUCCUGGUGGUGGGAUAGCCACGUCAGUCCUAAAAACUCUAGGUGGCUUCAAGAAAAUCUCGAAGAGAUGGAUCAGAAUAUCAAACGGAUGCUGAAACUCAUUGAACAUGAUGCGGAUUCGUUUGCUAAAAAGGCCGAAAUGUAUUACCAGAAGAGGCCAGAACUUAUUAAUCUCGUUGAGGAGUUCUACCGAAUGUACAGGUCAUUGGCAGAGCGUUAUGAUCAUGUUACUGGAGAGCUUCGGAAAAGCAUUCCCUCGGAUCUCCAAUCGCAGGGCUCCGGCAUCUCAGAUAUAAGUUCUGAACCACCUUCCACUUUGCCAUCUCCUGAUCGACGGCCCAGCCGACGAAAAUCUGGUACUCGUGCUGCUGGAUUUGAGUUUUUUCUUGGGGCUGGUGGAAAUGGCACAGACAUGUCCAACAAAGAAGGAGAUGAAUCAUCAACCCUGGAUUCUGAUUCAGAAUCAGAUGAUUCUUCUGUAAACAAUUACACAGCAACACACAGCAGUGAUGAUGACCAAGGUUUGCGUAAGAGGAUUAUUGAAUUGGAGGUAGAGCUCCGUGAUGCAAAAGAAAGGUUUUUAAUGCUACAGGAGGAGAUUUCUGAAGGCUCCCACCGAGGAACCAAAAAUGAAAACUCUGAAAUUUUGCUGGCUAGACUAGCAGGAUAUGAGGAAGAGUUGAGGAAAGCAAGGGAGAAGAUUAGACUAUCUGAGGAACAGAUUAACAUGUUGAAAGAUGAGCUCCAAAAGUACAAGACGAUGGAAUUCACCAACAGUGUGCAUGGUAAGGAUGUCUCUGUGCUAGAAGAUGCAGUGGUUGUGGAAGACGGUUCCAAGGUGCACAAACAAGAGCUGACAGACCUUCAAGAACCCAAUGGUGAUUCGGAAACAGUGCACUCAGAAGACAAAAUCCACAACCUCAAGAAAGAGUUAAAAAUUACGAAAGAGAAGCUUCUUGAUUCCGAGAAGGAAGUUGCACGCUUGAGCUUGGAACUUCAGAAUAAUGCGUCAGCUAUCCAUGGCUUGCAGGAUCAGCUAGGAUCAUCACAAAAAGAUAUUUCUACUUGGAAAACCAAACUUGAAAAAGAGAGAAGGGAGGUCUUGAAGCUGCAGGACCGAAUUGUGAGGUAUAAAUCCAAUAUAUCAGAUCGUGAUCAAGAAAUCAGGAGAUUAAGGGAAACAAUUUCCAAUGCUAACGAGAGCUUAUCAGAGGAGAACUCUCAGCUUCGAACUGAAAUUACUCGAAUGGUGAAGGAAAAGACGUAUCUGGAGGAUAAUCUGAAAGAAAUGGAUUUACGCUGCCAAUCUUUGGAAGAGGAUGUCAGACGGAUCAAGGUGGGGAAAGCAGAGAUGGAAGCUAUGCUUGGGGCUGAAAUCGACGAAUUGAGGGUAGGCAUUCUCGAGAAGAGCAGUCACAUUGAAGAACUGAAUAGAAGUCUUGAUACAUUUAAGUUGAACCAUGAAACAUUGAGGGCAGAGAAGGAUGCACUUGUUGCAAAAAUUGUUAUGUAUGUUGCAGAAAUUAGUUCCAAAGACAUCCGCUUUGAUGAAAUGAGCAAGCAUUUGCACCAAUUGCAUGUGCAGCAUGUUGAGUUGAUUGCUCGAGCUGAUGUAGCGCGUAAACAGGCGGAAGAGCUGCAAUUAAGAAUUAAAGAACUGGAGAGAGAGGUGGGGAGGCAGCGAGAAUUAAUUUUGGAAGGAGCAGAAGAGAAAAGAGAGGCUAUAAGGCAGCUAUGCUUCUCACUUGAGCAUUAUAGGAACGGCUACCAUAUGCUACGGCAGGCUGUCAUAGGGCACAAGCGGCUUCCAGUGAUGGCAUCCUAAAGUAAUUGACAGCAACGGACACCGUCAUUCCUCCUCUUCCUCUGUCCCUGUAAAAUGCAAUGAUCUGUUUUGUUUUGCAUGUGAUGCUACUUGGGAUUAUUAUCUUGGUUAUGUCCCGGUCCUUCUGGUUCUUCUGACUCUAUGCCAUUGCUGCUGUAAAAUUUAUCUGCCGCUCAGUGCCCUACCAUUUGUACUUUUGAUGAUACGAGUUUUUUGUACUCCUUUUGCAUUUGUUGGCUGCUUGAGAGCUUGCUGCCACGACUGUUGUGUUGGGGGCAGGGACGGAGGGAUGAGUGCAUAUCUGCCGCAUCAGGGCAGAUUUAAAUUUGGAGCACGUUUAACCAUCCAUCCGAGUAACCACGUAUAGUCAAUUUGCUGAAUCAACAAAAGCUGUUCAUGUA